AUGACUACUUCAGUGUUGAUCUUCUCAUUGGCGCUCAUAGCGUUUGGGUCAUGUGGUCGUCUGGAACCCCAGUACCUGCCACCGAGACCUGGAGGUGGUGGUUUCGGAGGUGGUGCUGGUAGUGGAUCUGGUGGAGGAGCGGGAGGUGGUUCCUUUGGGGGCUCUGGUGGGGGUGCAGGGGGUGGUUUUGGGGGCGCUGGGGGUGCAGGAGGAGGAUCCGGUGGUGGCUUCGGAGGAUCUGGCGGAUCAGGAUUUGGAGGCGGCAGCGGCGGCGGCAGUGGCAACCAAAUACCAAUCACCAAGUUCGAGAAUGUCAACAACGGCGACGGAACUUACCAUUUCGAUUACGAAACCGGCAAUGGCAUAUCAGCGCACGAGAGUGGAAAACCAAGUGCCCAGGGUCCCGAAGGUCCUGCGGUGACGGCUGAGGGAGGUUUUUCCUUCAAAACUCCUGAUGGUCAGCAGAUCUCCCUCACCUACACUGCUGAUGAGAACGGUUUCCACCCCGUCGGACCCCAUCUACCUACCCCACCUCCCAUUCCUGAAGAAAUCCUUCGCUCCAUUGAGUUCAACAAACGCAACCCCUCAUCUGAGGGAUCCUACAAUGGCGGCGGCGGUGGUUCCGGUAACGGCGGAUCCGGUUCGGGAGGGAAUGGAAAUGGCUACCACUACUGA
Spodoptera littoralis (African cotton leafworm) is the source of this 675-nucleotide messenger RNA. The record is from the annotation of a GenBank genome assembly. Lineage: Eukaryota; Metazoa; Arthropoda; Insecta; Lepidoptera; Noctuidae.